Molecule: messenger RNA, 1068 nt
Organism: Hemicordylus capensis (graceful crag lizard)
Lineage: Eukaryota; Metazoa; Chordata; Lepidosauria; Squamata; Cordylidae
Product: epithelial membrane protein 1-like
Exons: 5
Coding region: 259-735 (158 amino acids)
Cellular component (GO): membrane
Source: RefSeq, a predicted model, not a curated record
AAGACCCCCUGCCCUGCAACCAAGGCCAAGGCGGCGGGGGCCAAAAACAUUCCCAACCAGCCCCGCAAGGGCGAACAGCCAGAGUCCACACUAUGCCCAGAGAAGGGAGAGAACAGUCGCUUCUCGUCAUGGACGAAAGGGCUGGGAGCCCAUACGGCCAAGCAAGUCCCGCCCCCUCCUGCUCCAAGCCAAUCAGAAAGGGACUCGCUUCUUUCCAAGCGAGGCGGGGGCAAAGAGGCUGCUCCCCCAGACAAGAUCAUGUUUUUCAAGUUCAGCGGCCCCAUUCUCCUGUUGGCCAGCUCCUUCCUGGUAGUCAUUGCUGCCUGUACCCGUUACUGGAUUAUUAACAGAUCCACUGAUUACGUUGAAUCCAUUUUGAUGUACUGUGUGGAGUCCAUAUGUAGGAACAUGGCCCGAGGAAUAAUGUACCGCUUCUUUGUUCAAGGAUUCCUGCUUUUGGCGGCAACGUAUGGGUCACUCUGUGCCAUUCUUGUUAUAAUCCAGAUGAAGUGUCUGAUAAGGCACAGGAAGAUGUUGAACAUGUUUCUGAGCAUAACAGUCCUUCUGCCAGCAAUCCAUACUGUGGUUGCAAUGUCCAUAUACACAUGGAAAUAUACUCCCGCUGCUGGUUUCAAAUACCGUGGAUGGUCCUACUUGCUGGGCUGGUCCUGCUUUCCUCUCUUCCUAGCUGCUGCUGUAUCAACAAUCUAUUAUCUGAACUUCCACAAACAUUAAACAAUGUGCAUAAGGCCAGUGGUGAGCUUGAUAUGACUCUGAGCAUGAGCCAUUUUGCAUCGGAUGGAUUAAAGUGAACGGAAUAAAGCUGGACCAGCAUGGAUAAGAAAUGCUACUGAAAUUCUCCUGACUGAACGUUUCCUCUAGAUGGUGGAGUUCCAAAGAGGUGUUUCUGAAGAGGAACUGAUGUAUUUGGAGUUCUGCAUCAUUCUGAUUUUUAAUUUUUGAUUCUGUACAGUCCAUUGAGCAUGCGUAGUUGGCGGCAAUUUUCCACUUAUGAAAAUGUGCAUGUCCUGUACUGAUGUGCCAAUAUAAAGCAUUCCAAAGAAAGCA